Molecule: messenger RNA, 1410 nt
Organism: Chanos chanos (milkfish)
Lineage: Eukaryota; Metazoa; Chordata; Actinopteri; Gonorynchiformes; Chanidae
Gene: gabrr2b
Product: gamma-aminobutyric acid type A receptor subunit rho2b
Exons: 9
Coding region: 1-1410 (469 amino acids)
Biological process (GO): monoatomic ion transmembrane transport
Cellular component (GO): membrane
Molecular function (GO): GABA-A receptor activity; extracellular ligand-gated monoatomic ion channel activity
Source: RefSeq, a predicted model, not a curated record
AUGCCUUACUUACCAAAAUUGCUUUUUUUACUUUUUUGCCUAAUUCUUGUCGGAGAAUGUGGAAAACAUAAAAGUAGGAAGAGGAGGUGGUCGGGAACAUUGGAAGGCCAUAAGCAUGGAGCUCCUCUGGCAAAAAAAGUGGUUGAUGGGACUAAGACACGCAAAGUGAAAACGGACCACUUGCUCCGAGUUGAUGAUCAUGACUUUACCAUGAGGCCAGCCUUUGCAGGUCCUGCAGUUCCUGUUGGUGUAGAUGUUCAGGUAGAGAGUUUGGAUAGUAUCUCAGAGGUAGACAUGGAUUUCACUAUGACCCUCUACCUAAGACAUUACUGGAAAGACGAGCGUUUGUCCUUUCCCAGCACAACCAAUAAGAGCAUGACGUUUGACGGACGUUUGGUGAAGAAGAUCUGGGUGCCAGAUGUAUUCUUCGUCCACUCCAAGAGGUCUUUCAUUCACGAUACGACCACAGACAACAUCAUGCUCAGAGUCUACCCUGACGGCCACGUGCUUUACAGCCUCAGGGUCACAGUGACUGCCGCCUGUAACAUGGACUUCAGUCGAUUUCCCCUGGAUUCACAAACUUGCACAUUAGAGCUGGAGAGCUAUGCAUACACAGACGAAGACCUGAUGCUGUACUGGAAGAGUGGAGAUGAAUCGCUAAGCACAGACGACAGGAUCUCUCUGUCUCAAUUCCUCAUCCAGAAGUUUCAUACCACCUCAAAGCUGGCCUUUUACAGCAGCACAGGUUGGUACAAUCGUUUGUACAUCAACUUCACACUGCGGCGUCACAUCUUCUUCUUCCUGCUGCAGACCUACUUUCCCGCCACCCUGAUGGUCAUGCUGUCCUGGGUGUCUUUUUGGAUCGACCGCAGAGCCGUACCCGCCAGAGUCUCCUUGGGUAUUACCACGGUGCUGACCAUGUCCACUAUUAUCACUGGGGUGAAUGCUUCCAUGCCCAGAGUCUCCUACAUUAAAGCCGUGGACAUUUAUCUGUGGGUCAGCUUUGUGUUUGUCUUCUUGUCUGUACUCGAAUACGCUGCUGUCAAUUACUUGACCACAGUGAAAGACGGAAAGGAACGCAAACUCAGGGAGAAGGCAAAGGAACAGUCUCUGUCCUGUACCUGCGGGAUGUCCCACACAAGAACCAUGAUGCUGGAUGGGACGUACAGUGAGGCGGAUGCCAACAGCCUGGCCGGUUACACCAGAGCGCCCAUGGCAACCGAGGAGCCUCCGGAAAAACAGGAACGUAUGGUGGUCCAUCUGGCUUUGGACAACGAGUCCACCAAGAAGAAAGGUAUCCACGGCUUCCGUAUCAUCCAGAACACUCACGCCAUCGACACGUAUUCCCGCAUGAUCUUCCCCGGGGCGUACAUAUUCUUCAAUCUCAUCUACUGGUCUGUGUACUGCUGA